AUGGAGCCAGAGAGCCGCUACUGCGCAUGUCCGCGUCUGCACGGACAGAGAAAGAGACAGACAGAGACAGAGAGAGCUGUAUCAGGGAAAAACUGGCAAAGACAAAGGACUAGACAGUCUUUUGGACAACAGAGCGUACAAAAUAGAGUUUUUACACCGGUUUUUGAGAACUCUGUUGUGACACUACGGUCAAGAAAGCGCCUGGUAAGUGUUGAGCUCGAGAAAAUGAAGUUAAAAGACGUUAGGGAAGCAUAGUGGUUGUGUUUGCUGUGAACGGGAGUCACGUAGAGCAGACAGAAGACUGACGAGAUAUAUCUGUUACAGUUAUGGACUAAUUUCAUCUUUACAUGUUUAGUUUGAGAGUAUAUCGGCUCCCAUCCUCCUUUAAUGGGUUUACAGCUGUCUGGUGUGUAUGUGUUAUGUUUAAUGUGGCGCUGUUGUGAUAUUUGUUAGCCUACUGAGCAGCCUGCUUCCUCUACCCAGUCCAAAUGUUUACCUUCUUAUUUUGGGCUCUGCUGACCAAGAGGAGUUUGCAACAUCUUACAGUGCUAUCUAAUCCACCUUUCACUACUAAUAACAGAUAGUAAGCAUUACUUUAAGGUUUAUUUUAUAUUGUUUGAUUGCUAAUUAGAUAAAAGGUGCUGUUUUAAAAUGACAUCUUGAUCUCUUGUGGGAAUAAGGGAACCAUACUUCUGUCAACUGAUUUUUUUCUGUUUUUCAGGUGAUUUUCAGACACCCUGUAUUGCUCGCUAGCAAAUCACUGUCAAGUCUGUCCCAGUGGAUGUGA
This is a messenger RNA of Xyrichtys novacula (pearly razorfish), 787 nucleotides long. Lineage: Eukaryota; Metazoa; Chordata; Actinopteri; Labriformes; Labridae. The record is from the annotation of a GenBank genome assembly.